AUGGGGAAAGAAAAAGGUCCAAAAGGGAAGAAGAUCACCUUGAAAAUUGCCAAAAAUUCCAUUCGGAUAUCUUUUGAUGGAGGACGUCGUCUUGACUUAAGCAAGAUGGGUAUCACCACCUUUCCCAAGUGCAUUCUGAAACUGGCUGAUGUGGAUGAGCUGGAUUUGAGCAGAAACAUGAUAAAAAAGAUUCCAAGCAGCAUUGAUAAGUUCCAGAAUCUGCGCUGGCUGGACCUUCAUAGUAACCAGCUGGAGGACCUGCCCAAGUCAAUAGGUACACUUCAGAGUCUUUUCUACCUGAAUGUAAGCAACAACAAGCUGACCAGCAAAGGUCUACCAGAAGAGAUAACCCUUCUCAAGAACUUGCAUAUUCUCAACCUUGGCUUGAACUGUCUUGACAGUAUUCCCCCAAGUCUUGGAGCCCUGAAGGAACUUAGGGAGAUAGGUCUCUUUGACAAUGCCUUGACCACAAUCCCAAACAGUCUAAAUAACCUCCCCAAGCUCAAGAAAUUGAAUGCAGAUAGAAACCCUUUCCCAGUUCCAACAAAUGAAGAAGAGCAGGUCGACUCCAUCAAACGCAUAGAAACCCUUUACUUAGUACAAGAGAAAGACCUGUGCCGUUCCUGCCUGAAGACAUGUCAGGAUAAGAAGGAUAAGCAGAACAAGUUUAGGAAUGUGACACCCAGCCCCCCAAGAAAGCCAAGUUUCCCUUUACUCAUUACACCCAAUUCCUCUGCAAAGGAUAACCAAGAAGAAUGGAGAAUAAGAGGUGAACAACUCUGA
Molecule: messenger RNA, 783 nt
Organism: Calypte anna (Anna's hummingbird)
Lineage: Eukaryota; Metazoa; Chordata; Aves; Apodiformes; Trochilidae
Gene: LRRC18
Product: leucine rich repeat containing 18
Exons: 1
Coding region: 1-783 (260 amino acids)
Molecular function (GO): protein binding
Source: RefSeq, a predicted model, not a curated record